UUAGUUCAGUGAGCUCACGCGCGUCGAACAACAAUCAUCGACAAUAGUACGAUUCGAAAAUCUUCGACGUCCAAAAAUGGCGUUUCUUGGAUAGUAUAUUGUCACAUUAAAAUUUGUUCUAGUUCUGUUAACAAGUGAAACAGGUUCUUUGAAAGGAAAAUCGUGUAAACUAAGGAAUAUUGGAGAAACGAUUUCUUGAGAGUCCAUAUCCAGAAGAUUGCUUCGCAAAACAACGACAAACAAAAAUGGAAUCGACCGAACAAUUACGACCGGAAGAAUUGGUGGGAUUAGUAGCCCGAUCUGCUGAAGGUACAGCAGCGAAAGGAAUGCCUAUCAAAGGACACGAAGAUCUAUGGGUGGAAAUUCAAGCGAAUACUUUCCGAAAUUGGGUGAACGAGCAUUUAAAACACGCGGUUGAUACUGCAAACAGUCCUGUGAUCGAUCUUGUUGAAGAUUUUCGGGAUGGUACACGACUAUGUGCUCUCGUUGAAGUACUUACUAAACGACGUUUACCUCGAUGGAAUCCCAGACCUGCAAAUCAACAUCAUCAUUUAGAAAAUGUUUCAACAGCCCUUCAAGCUAUCGAAGCUGACGGUGUAAAACUUGUUAAUAUCGGUAAUGUAGACAUCGUCAAUGGUAAUUUGAAACUAAUUCUUGGACUGAUAUGGUCACUCAUUGUAAGGUACCAAAUAGGCAAGUCCAAGUUCCCUCCAAGGAAACUUAUGCUGGCAUGGCUCAAGACAGUUUUGCCAGAAUGUAGAGUCAACAACUUUACUACAGAUUGGAAUUCUGGUGUAUAUCUGAGUGCCUUACUUGAUUAUUGUCAACCAGGACUAUUUCCUCAUUGGCGACGGCUUGAUCCGAAUGAUAGCGUUUACAAUUGUCGAAAAGCUAUGGAAAUUUCAAAACGUGAAUUCGAUAUACCUAUGGUAUUGGAACCAGAAUAUCUUGCAUCACCAUAUUUGGAUGAAUUAUCGGGAAUGACCUACUUAUCAUACUUCAUGAAGGAAGGUUCACCAGGUUUUCAUGCAACAUUACGAUGGGUUAAUUCUCAAUUACUUCAUCAUCCAGUACAAAACUUUACAACUGAUUGGAAUGAUGGUAGAACUUUAUGUAGUAUUGUCAGGAAUUUAGGAGGAUCUGCUCCUGCUUAUGAUAAAAUCGAUAUCGACCCUUCCACAUGGGAACACAAUAUACAAAUGGGUAUUGAUGGAGGCAAAAAAUUAGGUGUGGAACCCAUUCUUAAAGCAAAAGAUAUGGCAGAUCAAAAUGUAGAACAUUUAGGCGUUAUGGCAUACGCAGCAUGCUUUCAAUGGGUAAAGCCUCGCCCUCAAACAAGCAAGCAAAUUGUUGUUCAUAUUGAUAGCACUUCCGCAAGAGUGCAACAGCCGGCGCAUUUCAAAUUAGAAAUUCUUACCAAAGAAGUAAAUACGAGAGAAGUACGUGGUGAGGUAAUAAGUCCGAGCGGACGGAUAGAAUGUAGAUUAACAUGGAAUGGAGUUCAUGGAAAAGGAACUUUUAUACCUGUAGAAGUUGGAAUGCAUAAGUUAAUGGUAUAUAAUGACGGAGAAUUAGUAGAUGGAUGUCCCUAUUAUUUCAGAGUUUUACCUCCCUUAACCAAAAUCAAAUCACCUGGUAUGGAUCCUUGUGCUAUAGGAUCUAUCGUUGAAGUUCUAGUCAAUAGUUACGGAACUAGUCAUGAUGGCAUUGAUGUUACUGCGUGGUCACCUACUGGAAGAUCACUAUUGUGUCCUGUUAAAGAAAACGAUGGAGUACACGCUGCAACCUUUCAACCUGAUGAGACGGGAGAAUGGAGUAUUGCAAUAACUCAUAAAGGAAAUCAUAUACAAGGUGGCCCAUUUACAUGUUUUGUAUUUGAUCCUAAUGGAAUAAAGCUAUUGGAUACGGAGGGUGCUUUACCCGGACAACCAUUUUCAUUUACUGUCGAUGCAACAGGAACUGGAGGUCUUGGCGACGUAAUAAUAGAUUUAGUCCAUGAUAAACAAUCAAUUCCUUUCAGAAUGGAAAAUACUAGACAUAUGCAAUAUCAAGUUUCAUUUGUUCCAUCAGAAUCUGGAAAAUACAGAGUUUAUAUAUACUUUAAUGGUUCCGAUGUUAGAGGUUCUCCAUUUUCUAUUCGAGUGGGAACUCAAAAAGGAUCAAAAAGAUCAAAAGAAUCUAAUUUCGAUAAAACGAAAUUAUCUUCGCUGGAAAGGCGAAUGAAUGAUUUAAACGUUCAAGAAACCGAUCGAUCAAGUCCUCUCCAGCAGAAGUCUUAUUCUCCCUCUACAUAUAAAUUAUCUAGCCCAACUCAACAUAUACGUGAAUAUUCUCCUGUACAUCAGACUACCUCCGCUUAUAAAACAUCGAAUUAUUUGGAAAAUUCUAGUUCGACGUAUCAUACAUCAACUUCGAUCAAUCAUACUCGAUCUCCAAGUCAUAGUAAUAGUCCAAUUUCACGAAAUCUUCAUAGUCCAUCUAUGGUUAAAGAUACAAAAGAAAUUUAUUCUAUUACAUAUAAUCAUUCAAGAUCUCCAACUGCACAAAGUCCUAAUUUUAUGAAAGAAUCAAAAGAUAUUUAUACAUCCAAUACAACAAGUACAUCUCGAUCUCCAAACCCAAGCCCAAUACAUAGCUCAAGAUACUCGCCAGUUAUUAAAGAAUCACGAGAAAUUUAUAGUUCGGGAUCUUUAAAGAGAUCUCGAUCUCCAGAUCGAAAUUCAAUGGCAUAUCGAAGCGCAACACAAAGUCCUGUCAAUAGAAGCUUCAGUCCAAGAAACAACGACAGAGAUAAUAGUUAUAAUAGAAAGGAUUUUACAGAUAAUGGAACAGUUGAUACCAGUAGUAAUGUUAGAGUAUCCUCGAUGGUUGGCGGAACAUCUAGAAGAGAUUCAUGGGAUGCUAUAGAAAAAACAAAAUCUUUAUUAUCUUACGGUAGUUUAGAAUCUCUUGCUAAUUUAACUAAUAAUUCUGCUAUGGCUGAAAAUAAUUCAAAUUAUUUUAAUAAUAAUUAUAAACAAGAUUAUAGUUCAAAAAACAUUUUGCAAACUCAUAAUAGUUCUUCCAAUUUGAUUCAGAAAGUUUCAACCUCAGAAUAUAACGCAUCUCAAAAAUAUAACAAUGAAAAUCACAACAUUCGCACGCAAACGCAUGGGAUUCUUAAAAAUAAGAAUAAUAAUUAUUGUAAAAACGUGGAUAUCACAGAUGGAGUUCAUGAACGGUAUUUUAAUAAUGUAAUUUCUAAUUCAUCAACACAAGAUAGAAAUUACGAAUUUGUAACUGGGAGUGCACUAGAGACAUUACCAAUUCAUAGACCGACUACCUUUACAAUCGAUCAAAGUAUAGAUACAAAUAAAGUCACUGUUAAUGUUUGUGGUCCAAAUGGUAAAAUAAUUCCAGUACAAAAAUCAACUCUUCGAGGUUUAACGUAUUCAAUAACCGCUCAAGAAGUUGGAGAACAUAUUAUUCAAAUUUUAGUAAAUGGCCAACAUAUUCAAGGCUCACCUUUCAGAUCGCAAGCAUACAAUGCUCAUGCUAUUCAAGUUGGGAACAUUCCGAAUGGCGUUGUCAAUCAACCAGUAGAAUUUGAAAUUGAUGGAUCCAAUGCCGGAUCUGGAAAUCUAGAAAUCCUUGUAAAUGGUGGUCAUGUAACUAGUUUUGUUAGAGCAUUGGGUAGCCAACGAUUUCUGGCAUCAUUUGUACCUCAUGAAGCUGUUGUACACCUCGUAGAAAUGACAUUCAACGGUGAAGUUAUUCCUGGGUCACCCUGGCGUGUGGGCAUUAUGCCAGCACCAAAAAUGUCAGUAAUUGGAGAUUCCAUAAGAUUGGUCCCUGCUGGUAGUCCAGCAUUUUUUGAACUUUCUGCUCUUGGCUUUAAUAGUAAUGAAAUUGAUGUACAAAUUAUAACACCUUCUAAAAGAUAUAUACAGGCAAAAAUUGAUGAAGUAUCAGGAAGACCUGGAGAAUUUCGUGUUGAAUUUACUCCAAUAGAAGUAGGUAGUCAUCUUGUAGAAGUAACCAUUGCUGGACAAAAGCUACCGGCAGGUCCACUAGUUGCUAAGGUGUACAACAGCAGUUUGAUUCAAGUUACUGAUGUCCCCAGUGCUGUUGUAGGACAUGCCUGCCAAUUUAGAGUUGAUGCUAGUGCUGCUGGUGAAGGACAACUUGAAAUUUCUAUAAAUGAAGGAGAAGUACCAAAUCAUGUUCAAGUAGUUGGAGGAGGACGUUGUCUUGUUUCUUUUACACCAGAAAUUGCUAAAUCACAUUAUAUUGAUAUAAAAUUUAAUGGAGAAGCUGUGAAAGGAUGUCCUUUUAUUUGUAAUGUAUCUGAUACUAGUAGAGUAACAUUAAGUUUAAAUCAUCUGGAAUUAAUUCCAGUGGAUCAACCUGCUAGUUUUCAUAUGGGUGUUGAUGGUAGUGGUAAUGCAGAACUUGCAGUUUCUGUAAAAGGACCAAAUUGUGAAUUGCCUGUCAAGGUAACUGGAGAUAUAAAAAAUGGUUUUACUGCAGAAUUUAUUCCAAGAGAUGUUGGUGUUCAUUCAAUUAGUGUUGAAUAUAAUGGCCAUGCUGUAAAUGGUACACCAUUUUUAGCUAAGGCAUUCAAUGCAGAUAAGGUAUUAAUUGGUCCUGUAGCUAGAGGUAGUGUUGGCCAACCAACACAUUUUACUGUUGAUGCAAGUCAAGCUGGUGAAGGAAAUUUAGAAAUUACGAUAUCAGCUCGUAAUCAAAAUAUACCUACUCAAGUCACACCACAAGGAAAUGCACGAUUUUCAGUUAGUUUUGUUCCAUUUGAAGCGUGCGAGCAUAUAAUUAAUAUAGCCUUCAAUAAACGAACAGUACCAGGCUGCCCGAUUAUAACUCGAGUAGGUGGUGACAGUCAUGUAACAGUAAGUGGGCAGGCAUUAAGCAGUGCUGGAUUAGGACGACAAAGUUAUCUUACUAUCAGUAAUGUUGCCGGUAGCUUGGAAGAUUUAGAAGUUAAUGUUGAAGGACCCAAUGGACAGGCCGUACCCGCUCAAGUCACUGACAACAAAGAUACAACGUGCAGUGUAGCAUUUACACCAAGAGUAGUUGGAGAACAUAGAAUUUCAGUAAGUCAUCGGAAUGUUCCUGUGAUUGGCAGUCCAUUUAGCUGCAAAGUAUAUGAUGUGACUGCUAUUAAAGUGAAGGAUGCUAAACAUGGUGUUAUUGGAAUGCCUGUAACUUUCUUAGUUGAGACUAGUCAGGCAGGACCAGGAAAUCUAGAAGUGACGGUGAACGGAGGUCGUGUACCUACAUCUGCUCAAGCUCAAGGACCACAUACGUAUGCAAUAUCAUUCACGCCUCGUGAGCCAAUCAUACAUACCGUGGAUUUAAGAUUUAAUGGAGAGGAUGUACCUGGUAGCCCCUUUAGUUGUCAAGUGAGUGAUACAGCAAAAGUGAUAAUAACAGAAGGACUUGAAAAAGUAUCUGUAAAUCGAUUAACAACAUUUACAAUAGAAGCAGAUAUAUCGUUAGGAACUCCUAUUGUAGAAGUUCUCUCACCAACUAGAGAAAGCUUACCAAUACAUAUUAAGCAAAGUGGUCAUGGAUGUUACACUGCAGGAUUCACACCUAAAGAUGUUGGCGAUCAUAGUGUUGAAGUGAAAAUAAAUGGAUUACAUAUAGAAGGUAGCCCAUUUUUAGUAAAAGCUUAUAAUGCUGAUAAAGUAAAAGUAACAGAUAUAAAUAGUGGUAUCGUUGGUAAACCAGUUUUCUUUAGCAUUAAUGCUAGUCAAGCGGGUGCUGGUAAUCUUGAAAUUAUUGUUGCUGUAAAUGGUAAAAAUGUACCGAAUUACGUACAAAGCGAAGGAAAUGCAAAGUUCAGAGUUAAUUUUAAACCACAAGAAGCUGCUGUACACAGUCUUAGUGUUCGAUUUAAUGGAGAACCUGUCCCAGGUUCACCAUUCAGCUGUAAAGUAGUUGGUGCAGGUCAAGCUAUAAUUAUUGGGCAUAAUCUAAAAAUGGGAGCAGUAAAACAAUUAAUGUCUUUUAUUGUGGAUCCACAAGCUUUCUCAACAAAUUGUGAUGUAAUCGUAACACCGCCAUCAAACGUAUCACUUCCUAUUACAAUAGAACCUGUAGAUGGAAAAUAUAACAUCAGUUUUGUUCCUGUGGAAGUGGGUAGACAUAAUAUCAGCAUAUUAGUUGACAGUGAACAUGUAAAAGGCUCUCCUUUUGCUUGUAAUAUUUAUGAUGUUACAAAGGUACAUGUAUCGGGUCUUACGGAAGCAUUGUUAGGUCAAGCUACAACAUUUACUGUUGAUGCUGCUGAAGCUGGUGAAGGCACAUUAGAAUUAGUGGUGAGCACAGAAAAUAAUACGGUUAAAGCCGAAGUAGUUGCUUGUGCUCGUGGAUUAUAUGAUGUAACAUUUGUUCCACAAACCACUAGUACUCAUUAUGUUAAUAUCAGUUUCAAUGAUGAUAAUGUACCAGGAAGUCCGUUUAAAUGUCCAAUUAUUAGUACAAUGUUAGAUGGACCAUCUAUGAUUCGAGUUGGAAAUACAGCAUAUAUGGACUUAGAAAUGCCAGGAUUAGAAGGGCCUGUUUCUGCAGAAGUUACAGGUCCUGAUAGUAUAAUUAUUCCAUGCACAUUGAUGAAAUUAUCACCCAAUUUAUAUCGAGUAGAAAUUCGAACGCGACAGGUCGGUACUUACAGCGUAAUAUUCAGUGACGGUCAUAAAAUGAUUAGUUCUCAAACACUUCAAGCUUUCGAUUCUGGAAAAGUAACAAUUAAAGAAGUAUCAGAUGUAGUUUGUCAUCGACCAGGGACCAUUACAGUGGUUGUAUCAAAAGAAGCUGGUCCUGGAAAAUUAACUGUAAAUGUACGUGCGGCUGGUGCUGAUGUUGAUAGUGUAAUUAGAGAAGGAGAAAAUGGUCAAUAUGAUAUAAUUUUCCAUCCUACACGAGCUGCUCCUCAUAAAGUUCAUAUAAAAUAUAAUGAAGUUCAUAUAUUGGGAAGUCCAUUAGAUUUGACAGUUCGUGGUCCUACUGGAGGUAGAGAAGUUACUGCAACUGGAUUAGGAUUAUACCAAUCAUGCGUUAAUAAAGUAACAUCAUUUACUAUUGAAACUUUAGGAAGUCCUGGAAAAGAAUUUGAUGUAGUAAUCAGUGGACCACAAGGUAAUGCAGUUCCAGUUCGAUGUUACCAACAUCGAGAUGGAAAUUUGCUUGCUGAGUUUACUACAAGUACUGUCGGUACUUAUAAAAUCGAUGUUUUACAAGGUACAAAACCAGUUUUGGGUUCACCUUUUUUUUGUCAAGCUUUUGAUGUUUCUAAAGUAAAACUACAAGAAUUGGGACCAAUGACAGUAUCAGUACAUGAUCAUAUUGUUUUCAAGAUAAUAAAAACAGAUGCUGGAAUGGCAGAUUUGGACGUAGUAGCAACAAGUCCAUUAGGUCAAGAACUUCCAUUACAAGUUACUCCACUUAACGAUGGUGCUGAAAUGGUUGAAUUUUCUCCUAGUAUACCUGGUACAUACAUGAUUAAUAUUACAUAUGGUGGAUAUCCAAUACCAGAUAGUCCAUUAGUAUGUACAGUUGAUGCAGCUGGUCAAGCUCGCGCAAAGGGAGAAGGUUUAUUAAGUGGUCAUGUAGAUAAAACAGCGCAUUUUAUUGUCACUGGUACAAGAAGUCCGCCAGCAGUUCAGGUAGAUGGGCCGGAUAGUGUUUCGAAAGCAAUUAUUGAAGCAGGAGCUAAUCCAGGUACUUGGAAUGUGUCUUAUAUUCCUACUGAAGCUGGAGUAUUCGAUAUUAGAAUCGUUUCUGCUGGUCAACAACUUCCAGGAUCUCCGUGGCAUCCAAAAAUCAUAGAUACAAGAAAUCUUCGCGUAAUCGGCGGCUGGCCAGCUGUAUGUGAUGAUGUUGGACGACUAAAAAUACAUCUCAAUAAAAUUAGUUUUGACACUGCUGAAGCUGGACCUGGUGAACUUACUGGGAAAAUAGGAGAUCAUACAUUAUCUUUUGAAAUGACAUCAAAUAAUAGAUUGAAACUUAUUCCACCAAAAUUAAAUGGUGGGGAAUAUCGUUUAGAAAUAUUCUUUAAUGGUAUAUCUUUCCCAGGUGCUCCAAAAUUAGUAAUUGUUCAAGAUUUAGAGACACCUAUACAAGAUACAAGUCGAGUUUUAUUAAGAGGAAGAGGAUUAACAUCAGCAAAAUGUGGAGAGGAAGUUAGUUUCACAAUAGAUGGUUCUCAGGCUGGUACAGGAACGCCAAAAGUUCAACUUUUUUCACCAACCAGCGAGCUUAAUGUAAUGUUACAACAUUUAGGAGAUAGCGUUUAUCGAGCAAGUUAUAUACCAUUAACUCCCGAUCCUCUUUUAAUGACUGUAUCUUGGAAUGGGAGACAAUUGAAGGGUUGCCCUUUACAAAUAAAUGUAACAAACGCAGCUGAUGCAUCUCGAGUUAUUUGUUCCGGAGAUGGAUUAAAGCAUGGAAUAGUCGGUCAAGAAAUAAGAAGUUUUAUAGAUACAAGACGUGCAGGUCCUGGUGAAUUAACGGCCCAUUGUGUUGGUCCGCAUAAAGUAGCUUAUUGUGAAUUGUAUGAUCACGGUGAUGCAACAUUUACAUUAAAUGUAAAACCUCAAGAAGCUGGACGCCAUGCACUAACAAUUAAGUAUGCUGGAGAACAUGUUCCUGGUUCUCCUUUUACAUUACGUGUUUCCGGAGCACCGGAUGCUUCAAAGGUUCGAGUUUAUGGACCAGGAAUUGAACAUGGAGUAUUAGCAACGUUUCAAUCACGAUUCAUUUGUGAUACUCGUGGAGCAGGAGCUGGUCAACUUACGGUGAGAGUUCGUGGCCCUAAAGGAGCGUUUAGAGUAGAAAUGCAAAGAGAAACUCAAAAGGAUCGUAUAAUACUUUGUCGAUAUGAUCCAACGGAACCAGGCGAUUAUAGAGUCGAAGUUCGUUGGGCAGGCGUUCUCGUACCUGGUUCUCCAUUUCCUGUUAAAAUUGUCGAUACUCAAGAUGAAUUAUUAAUGUUGACACAGAAUGGAGAUAAUUAUUCAACAGGACAUCAUACUAUUGCCUCAUGGCGUGGAUCACAAGCUAUAUUAUAAGGCCAUUGCAUAUAAAGUUGUUAUUAUUUUGUAUGAACUAAUAAUAUAUUUUCAUAAUAUAUAACGAAUCUGUAACUUAUCUAAAAUGUUUGCAAUAAAAAAAUAUUUUGACACAAA
Molecule: messenger RNA, 9191 nt
Organism: Apis florea (little honeybee)
Lineage: Eukaryota; Metazoa; Arthropoda; Insecta; Hymenoptera; Apidae
Gene: jbug
Product: filamin-type immunoglobulin domains fbug
Biological process (GO): actin cytoskeleton organization
Molecular function (GO): actin filament binding
Source: RefSeq, a predicted model, not a curated record